Molecule: messenger RNA, 1797 nt
Organism: Annulohypoxylon maeteangense
Lineage: Eukaryota; Fungi; Ascomycota; Sordariomycetes; Xylariales; Hypoxylaceae
Product: PLP-dependent transferase
Exons: 2
Coding region: 201-1523 (440 amino acids)
Source: RefSeq, a predicted model, not a curated record
CUAUGUCUCAUUCAUCCGUUGCCAGCCGAUAUCAUGCGAAAAUAUCUCCUAUGCCCGAUGUAUCACGUACAUAGAGUUGACCUGGGUGGUUACAUUGGGAGAAAGCGAAGCGGGGUCGACAGACGUAUAAGAGGCAAUGGUGCAAUACCAAUCGAUGGCAAUUACAAUUGCUCUUAUAGGAAGUUCCGUAAUUAGUAAUCAUGGUAUCUCGUCCACUCUCCAGGAAAACACUCCAUGAUCCUGAAAACACCAAAACUUCGCCCAGAGAAAAUGACACCAACGAAGAUAAUCGCCUGUCGGAGAAAUUCGCAACAUUCAGACACCUAGUCCCUAUCACCCAAAACCCCGACGUCAUCUUCCUCAACUCCGCCUCCGCUCCACCCUCAAACCUCGUCGUCCACGAGGCCAUCACAAAGUACUCCUCCGACGCCCUCUACGAGCCGUACCCGUACGCAAAAUGGCAAGGCACCCGCCAAGAAGCGCGGGGGCUCAUCGCCAGGUGCAUCAAUGCCGAGACACCGGAAACGCUUGCGUUCACGCGUGAUACGACGGAGGGGUUGGGAGGGUUUAUACGCGCACUGGCAGGUGGAAGGGAAGGGUUUGGAAAAGGGGAUAAUGUGGUGCUGGUCGAUAACGAACACCCUAAUAUGGUGUACUGCUGGCUCGCGCUGCGCGAGCAGGGACUCGAGGUCAGGAUCGUGCCGACGGUCGAAGAGGCCCGGAGGACGGGGCGGAUACGUGCUGUGGGGCCGGAUACGCUGAGACCGUAUGUGGAUUCACGCACUCGCGCGGUGGGGAUUAGCUCGAUUUCGUUUGAUGCGGGGCAGAUGAACGAUGUGGAGGGGAUUUGCAGGGAGUUCAGGCCGAGGGGUAUACAUGUUUUGGCGGAUGUCUCGCAGCAUGUGGGGAUUGCGCGGAUCGAUGUACAGAGGAUGGACGUCUCGGCCGCGGCGUUUAGUCUGCAUAAGGGGUUGAAUUGUCCCACUGGGAUAGGGGCGUUGUAUAUUUCUCCCCGAGCAUUCGCGGAGUUGGGGGAUCCGGUCCCGCCGAUUGUUAAUAUGGCUGCCGUGCGGAAUAUGAGCGAGAAUUUGCUGGUUAGUGCGGAUGAGCCCGUGGAUUACUUCCCGGAUGCGAGGAGGUUCGAGCAUCAGAAUAUGAGCCUUGUGGGUGUGGCUGCCGCGGCGGCGUUCACGAGGUUUUAUCUCGGGGUUUUGGGUCCUGCGGAUGUGGAGGCGUAUUUGUAUAAUCUGACGGAGUUGCUGAAGCGGGAGUGUGAGGGCUUGGGGAUUGGAGUCGCGGGUCCGAUGGAGAGGGGGGAGAGGGCACCGCAUAUUUGUGUGCUGGAGCUGGCUGGGGAGACGUGGGGGCCGUAUCUAACCAGGGUUUGUGGUGCGAGGAUUACGGUGAAUCGGUUGGGGAUUCGGGUCUCGUUUGGGUUCUUCAACUCGGUGGAGGAUAUCAGGAGGCUUGUGAAGGUGCUAGAGAUAGGGGUUGCGAAGGGGUUACGAGUGAGAGGCACAUAGUAGACAUGUCCUGCAAUGACCUAUAGAUGACAUUGCCUUGAAAGACCCAAACGAGAGUUGCCUGCCUAUAUCACAGUUGAACCUCUACCCGUCAAAGCUUCCGAAGCAUCUCUUGAUAAAAGUAGUACGCUUCCAAUCAUCAAGAUUCGCAUAAUACGAUCUGCAAACCUCCUCCCUCAACGGACAUCCUGGAUUUGCUGCUUCCAGGAAAAGACCACACCUCGAGAAGGGUUUCAAUAAGUCGUCUUGAGGGUCUUUCCCGGUCCCUAGAAGC